ACGGGGGACUGUGUAACAUGAGUCGGGAUGAAAACUGUGCGCUGGAUCCGGCUGCCAGUGUAGAUGCUGUUCGCCAAAGAGAGAGAGAGGAGGUGCAUGAUGGAUCCCGUCCCACUGCUGCUCAUCAUGGUCACAUCUUUACCAUUUUGCCCGGCAGUCUACACCGGGCCCCUCCAACCGGAGAUCUCCAAUGGCACUUUCCAUCACUUCUUUGUUCCGGACGGGGAUUACGAGGAGACUGAAGACCCGGAGGAUUGUCAGAUGCUGUUUAAAUUCUCGGAUGUGUAUCCAUGCGGGGCCUCUGAAGAGAGGGACUCCGUGGUGCGGGACGACUUCAUCAUCACCAAGCUGCAGGCGGAGGACGCGGCGCGGCUGCUGGAGGGCAUCGGCCGGACUGUGGCGCACGACCUGGACGGGGAGGACAGCUACGGCAAGUUCCUCCAGCGGGAGAUCUCCCAGAUCGGCGAGGCUUUUUCCAACGUGGACAAGUCUCUGCUGGAGCUGGAGGUGAAGUUUAAACAAAGUCAGGAGACUGAGCUGAGAGAGGAGCAACAGCUGAACGGCUAUGUAAUGAAGCAAGUGAGUGACAUCAGGGGCGCUCUGAGGGGAACUACGGACAUCUCUGCGGGACUCAAAGAUAAACAAGAGCUGCUGUCUCUCAUCAUCCGCAGUCAUGGUACCAGACUGAGCCGCCUGAAGACAGAGUAUCUUCAUGUUGGCUCAUAGUGGGGUUAUUGCAGCUUAUAGUGUGUGUGAGUGUGUAUUUGUGUGUGUGUGUGUGUGUGUGUGUGUGUGUGUGUGUGUGUCUGAGAGAGAGAGGACCCUCCAUUUCAACAAAGAACUGGAAAGUUUAUAGUGGCUUAUGAAUAUUAGUAUCUUGAAUAUCUCUGACACUUGGUUAUCCCACAUGUGUCAUUAAAGGGAGCUCUAACAAAAACAUCAGCACAUUCCUCUGAGUCAGGAGGGAAAAUGGAAAUGUGAACAAAAAUUAUGUCUGCAUGGGCCCCUCUGUGCCACCUCUGAAGAGGAGUUUAAGAAUAUGAAUAUAAAAGGCCUCCAAGUGGAUUUGUCGGCCUCUGAAUCAAUAAAAUAGCUGUGUGUGUUUUUGUCUUUAUGGUUUAAAUUAUGUUGUUUAUACAAUUUUAGGUUAUUACUCAAGCACAAUAAAUGCUUAAUAUCCAUCACAUAUCUUAAUUUUCCCUUUUACUUUUAAGCAAGACAACAUAUGUUUCAAUGUCUUUAACAAUGAAAUCAAGAAUUUUGUUUUUCAUGUCAUAUUUAUGAAGUUUUCUACUGCAUACCUUACUAAUGAGACAUACAAUGCCAUACAGUGGAGUAUUGUAAAAAACAUCUCCAUCCUUUGAAGCUUGAGGUUUACAUAAACAGUGAAAACCUUUGAAAUCUGAACUUUUGAUUUUCCGCAACGGAAAGUGACCCUCCUCCCCUGUCAUGUCUUUACGUCACCAUGUUUGCUGUUGGCACUACAAGUGGCAGACUUGACUGUCCCGUCAAGUGGCCCUGGUUAAUUGGCGUCUGAAGUCUGUCACCGCCUCCCACUUCCAUCUGGAAGUCAUCUACUCAAGUAUGAAAUAUGUUUGUCCGAACUGGCCACUGUCGUCAUUAUCUACUCUUUUGUCUGUCAUGAUCUAUAAAAUUGGUGGUUGAUAUAAAAUGUUUUUGUGUUGAAAUUCUGUGUUGUUUUGGAUGAUGCCAUUUUACUAAAAAUAGACUUAUAAAUGACAUACAGCUUGUUUAAAUCUUGGAAAAAAAAAUACACUUUUGCUCUUCUGCUGUGUCGACAUACAACAUCUUAUUUCAGACACACUGUUUAUGGGAGGAGGGUCACACACACAAACUAAUCUACUGUCGGGCUGUUUUCAUUUGCAGUUCCUUGAAUUCAAUAUUCUGAAUGCCUUUUGUAGCAAUCUGUGUCUUUUCUGUCUUUAACUACCAUUUAAAAUGCUCUUGUUCCAGCCAGCAUCUGCACCAACCACAAAGUAACUGCCAUAAGCGUGGCCACUUUUUACAGAGAUAAUGUCUCUGCAGAUGUGAGGGAGCCAGAUUGGCUGCUUUGGGCGCAACUGGGUGUGAUUUCCUCUGUCUGGUUUUCCUCACAGUCCAGCUUCCCCAGAGGGACCCCUUUUUAAAAACAGCUCUCUGUAGCUGGAGCUCCAUGUGCAGAGUAAUCCUAUAUGCCUGUAUGGCUCUUAAUUUCCAGGGGCACUGCACAGGGCUCACAGGAUUUGAUUAAAAGAUUUGGUUAAAAUUUCCACUGUGUAAGUAAAGGUAGAGCAGGUCACAAAAGCGCUCAUAAGAAACUAACCAUCUUACUUAAUUUGUCUUUUUUGGCUCAAAACAUUAAUUCCACCUAUAGAAAAAUAUUAUUUCUGUAGACUGGUUUCAAGUCCCUGAUGCUUAGAAGAAGGAAGGCCAGAGUGUCGAGCACACUGUUAGAAGAAUGUAAUCUCCUCACUGACAUAUUUUAAGGACAAACAAAGGAAGGUCAGGAAUGCAGACCAGAGUUGACCUGAGAACACACUGAUCCGUCUCUGUGCAGAGCACAAAGCCCCCAAACCACAUGCCUCUGUGGUGUUAUUAUUAGAAAGAUGAGACCUAUCUUAAUACUACAACUGCUACUAGUCCUACCAUUAUUAUCACUGCAAUGAAUACUCCUGUAUGUUACAGCUACUACUAUAGUAUUACCAUCUUACCACUAAAUGUUUUAUGUAGGACUCCUUGUUUGAAGACAAAGACAGGAGCUGGUCAUUGCUCACACUUGAAUGAGAAGAGAAUGAUUUUGACAAAAUAAUUUAAUAACUCAAGGUCCACUUACUAGCUUUUUCAGUCGAGGUUUUUAACCUCAUCUCAUGGUCCUCAUCAGCAGGUCAACACAUGGCAACUGAGCUUUUUCAGGAACUUUCAAAAGCAUCUCAGUGUACCAACUCCAUGACAACUGAGAAAACUCCCAUUGAGCAAAGUCUAUUCUCUGAUGAAGACCAUGAGAUGUGGUUGAAAGCUCUUGAAAAAGCUAGCAAGUGGACCUUGAGUUAAGAUUAUUUUGUCAAGCUGCUCUUUCGAAUGUUAAGAACGAACUUUCAUGCUCAAGUGUAGAAUGAAUUGACAUCUUUAACAAAUCAAUGUAACAAAACAAGAUACUAGCUGCAGUUUAAUAUUUACUCAGACACAGUGGUGGAAGAAGUACUCAGAUCUUUAAAUUAAGAAAAAGUAGCAAUGCCACGGUGUAGAAAUACUCUGUUACAAGUAAAAAACCCUGCAUUCACAUUUUUACUUAAGUAAAAGCACAAAGUAUUAGCAUCAAAAUGUACUCAAAGUACCAAAAGUAAGUACUCAUUAUGCUGAAUGGCCCAUUUCAGAAUCAUAUAUAUUAUGUCACUGCAUUAUAACUAUGGAUGUAAUAAUGUGCAAGCAUCACUUUAAUGCUGCAUCUGGUAAGGGUGGAGCUAAUUUCAACUACUUUGUAUACUGCCGGGUAGCUUAAUCUAUAAUAAUGCAUCAUCAUUUAUUAGUUUAUCAUAUUUUGUAUUCAGAAUUUGAAUUGGUAAAGAGUAACAAAGGUUAGUGGAUUAGAAGUAUAAAGUAGCAGAAAAUGGAAUUACUCAAGUACCUUGAAUCUGUACUUAAGUAUAAUACUUAAGUAAAUGUACUUAGUUACUUUCCAGAGAGAGGCUCAGACAUUGCAUUCAUGUUCACUUUUGAAGCACUGGCCCUCUUUACUUAUGUACAUUUCAGGGGUAAAUAUGAACUUAGUGUUAGCAGUUAGUAGUGACUUUGCAGAGUGAGUUUUUACAUGCAAAAGAUUGACUGAGCUCCUAAAACUGAAUGUACUGUUAGACUUGAAACUAGACAGGAGUAUGUGGAGUAAUUAGACCACCUACAAUAUUAAAUUACUCUCUAAUGGCUUGGGCACAUAUAGGACAUUUAGAAAUUUCUACUCAUUAAACACACGUGCAGCUAUUCUGUGUCAUUGUUACCAGGGAGAGUUCAGUGCAAUGCAACAACAAUGUAACACUGCAGAAGGAAUCAUUCUUUACAAUGAGUUUUGAUAUGUAAACAAAUUUUAAUGCAGAUACUCACUUUUGUUUGAAUAUAAAAUUAAAUAAAUCUAAUUUUAAUGGAUUAUUA
Molecule: messenger RNA, 4143 nt
Organism: Siniperca chuatsi (mandarin fish)
Lineage: Eukaryota; Metazoa; Chordata; Actinopteri; Centrarchiformes; Sinipercidae
Gene: fibina
Product: fin bud initiation factor a
Exons: 1
Coding region: 64-726 (220 amino acids)
Source: RefSeq, a predicted model, not a curated record